Molecule: messenger RNA, 1113 nt
Organism: Mizuhopecten yessoensis (Yesso scallop)
Lineage: Eukaryota; Metazoa; Mollusca; Bivalvia; Pectinida; Pectinidae
Exons: 5
Coding region: 57-665 (202 amino acids)
Source: RefSeq, a predicted model, not a curated record
GAUGAUCAGUCUCUCCCCUCGUGUUUACGUUUUAUAUUAAGUCUUAGAUUACCAUAAUGACUAUCAGGUCAUUCUUGCUAUUUGUGGUAUUGUUAAGCGCAAUGCUGCAAGGUCCUGCUCAAUACCUGGACCUUACAUGCGUGGAGCCGGAACCUGGAUAUGGCCGAAGAGUGUUUCAUUAUUUCACCGCAACUGAAAUUGAGAAAGUAUGUCCUACUUCUGCCGAUCUGACAUGGCGAAUUGGAAAGGAGAUAUUCUGCACUCUUCUCUGUGUGCUUCUGAUGCUUUUGUUGGACUAUGUGCCGUCGAUUGCAAAUGGCGCCAAAGUAAGAUGGCCAGCCAUGGUUUCAUUAGUCCGCGAAUGGAUCAAUCGUCCUUCCCGCUGUCGUCACUGCGGUACUGCCCCAUGUCAGGUCAAAUGGAAAUGCUUAUGGAAGACCAAAGGAUUUCGUAAGAGGGACAGCGCCAAUUUUGUGGAGCGGUCAAAGGCCAUGAUGGUAUUCAACUAUGGACUAUCGAUAUCAGUGGAACUGACUAAAGAGCUGCCACUGGAUGACCUGUUCUUGGAGAGGUGGUUCUGCCAGCGAUUUGAGGAGGAGCACAUGGUGUUGUUCCCACAGUGUAUCCAGCGCCAUAUCAACUACUGGUACCCCGUCCCUCGCUAGAUUCAUGGCACCAAUCAUCAGGAAGAACAUCGAUGAGAUGAAAGUCGAUUAUGGAAUGGACAGUGUUGACUUUGUGUGAUAAAGUCUUAUCGGUUUCACUGAUUCGAUGUACAUGUAUAUAAUGAAAUAUUAACUGCUAGUAGUCAUAUACAUGUAGAUGGAGUCAAUGCUGGCUGUAUUUAACUUGUCAGUUAUUACUAUGUAGAAUUUUUAACUGUUUUAAUGGUCAAUUAUUUACAGAGCCUAUGCUGGUCAAAUUUACCAAUUUAUAACCUAGUUUACCCUGCAUUGGCCAGUACUGGUCCGAUGUUUUUGUUCUGGACAGUUCAUAUAUGGGUCAAUAUAGUAAGUCUGUGUACUAUUAUUGCUACACUGUAUACAAAAGUUUGGCUAUUUUUGUAAUGGACAGUUGUGUGUUUGGAGAUUUUAUUUGUGAUAAAAAAAAACA